Molecule: messenger RNA, 585 nt
Organism: Symbiodinium necroappetens
Lineage: Eukaryota; Dinophyceae; Suessiales; Symbiodiniaceae
Source: the annotation of a GenBank genome assembly
AUGCUCGCGGUGGAUCGAGGACACUAUGCACCCAAGAAUCCGUACACCGAUGCUCCGCAGCCUAUCGGGUACCAGGCCACAAUCAGUGCACCUCACAUGCACGCACACGCUUUGGAGUUGCUCGCCAAGCACCUCCAGCCUGGUAUGCGCGCCCUGGAUGUUGGCAGCGGCAGCGGGUACCUGGCGGCGGUGAUGGCGCGAAUGGUAGGGGCGGAGGAGAGUGAAGGAGGAAAGGUGGUUGGCAUCGAUUACCUGUCCCCUUUGGUGGAACUUGCCGUGGAGAACAUCAUGAAGGCAGAUGCAGAUCUGCUGGAGAGUGGGCUGCUUCAGCUCGAGCAGGGGGACGGAUGGCAAGGCUACGAGAAGGCCAUGCCCUUCGAUUGCAUCCAUGUUGGGGCAGCAGCUGAGUCUGUUCCUGAAGCUUUGCUCGAACAGCUGAAGCCUGGAGGUCGAAUGGUGAUCCCUGUCGGCACCACAUCGCAGCAGUUCUGCCAGAUUGACCGCUUGCCGAAUGGCAACUUCGAGCAGAAGAGCCUGAUGGGAGUCAUGUACGUGCCCUUAGUACACCCUUCGCCACGGAUUUGA